This is a messenger RNA of Phytophthora nicotianae INRA-310, 2066 nucleotides long. Its product is annotated as TKL/DRK protein kinase. Gene Ontology annotation, biological process: protein phosphorylation. The coding region runs from base 176 to 1918 and encodes 580 amino acids. The transcript has a single exon. Gene Ontology annotation, molecular function: ATP binding; protein kinase activity. Lineage: Eukaryota; Oomycota; Peronosporomycetes; Peronosporales; Peronosporaceae. The record is from RefSeq and is a predicted model, not a curated record.
UGUAAUAGCCGUACACCCACCGCUCUGACCACACAACCAGUAAGCAACGAGGUGGGCUCACCAGUAACCACCACUUCAUUCUCCAAAUAGCGUGGUGGUGUCUAGUUCUUGAGCUCACGAGUGGACACUGAAGCUGGACAAGCACCCUUUUCCUCGUUGAAGGUUGUGUAAAUCCAUGUAUCAGUUUUGGAGUAUCUACGAAGAUUCCUCGUGCGAUGGAGCUCCGACUGGUGUCUACAUACUCAGUAAAAACGACUGUGAAGACCACCGUGCAUCGUCCAGUGGAGUCAACUGUCUUGCUCAGUUUGAUAACAAUGAAGGGCUUAUUGGCUACAUCGACGAAAGUUGCUACGCUGGCCGCGCCGCAGGUCUCGCCGACCUCUACAGAGAUGAGCCCUAUAUGGCAUACGACUAUUAUUUCGACGAAAACUGCAGUGACUUUGGAAACGCAGCUUCGUACCGAACCAGUGGCGAUUGUGAACCUUUGUUUACCUCUGGCGAUGCUAAAGAGCUAUAUAGAAGCGCCACGGUUUCAGUCUCGGAUGGAAACUUGAUAUGGAAAAGAAACUGGGGAUCUAUGGACGGUGCACUGCAUUGUCCUGGAUCCAGUGGUGAAGGUUAUUACGAGUUUGAUGUUCCCAUGGCGGAAAUUAACAACGGCAUUUGCAAGAAGUUUGAGGGCAUUGGUGGAAAAUUUGCCUUUUACAACUUGUCGGAGGAUAUUGAUAUCCGCCAAGACUCCGGCUCAUCUUUGUCAUCUUCUUCGUCGAGUAGCUCUUCGGGCUCUAGUUCCAGCUCGAUUUUAUCGUCGUCAGCGUCAGAUAAUGGCCUCACUGCUGGUACUAUUAUCGGUUUAGCGUGCGGUGGUGUGCUCGUUCUUGUAGGUUUUAUUGCAAUACUACGCUGCAUCUGUAAAAGACGUGGGAAAUCCGAUACGAGAUCAAAUCAACAACCCUUCAUUGACAGAGGAAGUGUUUGGACAGGAGGACCCACCGGGCCCACCGACGGCUCCGAGCGGUCUACGAUCGGCCACGGACUCUGGAACGACAAUGUCAUUAUUGCUACUCGGGUUCCUCGGGACCAAGUGGUUGUUCAAGGUCUCAUUUGCCGUGGAGGCUUUGGAGAAAUCUUUCGAGGAACAUACAAUCGCGAAUCUGUCGCGAUUAAAAUGCUGUUUCCAGAAAUGCGAAAUGACCUGAAAAAGGUCAACGAUUUUCUAUCAGAAGCCAAACUGAUGGCGGGUCUGGUUCACCCCCACAUCGUACGAUUCGUUGGUGUCGCAUGGGGGUCUCUUACUGACCUCUGCGUCCUGACGGAACUGAUGAAGCGAGGGGAUCUGCGAACUUUACUAAAAGGCUAUGAAGCACGAGGUCACCCUCAAGGCAUCGACGAAGACAAAAUCCGCAUCGCCUAUCACAUCGCACAAGCGUUGACGUAUCUGCACUCACUCGCUCCCAUUGUGAUCCAUCGUGAUCUGAAGUCCAAAAAUGUUUUGCUAACGGAGGAACUGGAUGCGAAACUCACCGACUUUGGCGUAUCAAGGGAGCGGCAAGAGAACACAAUGACAGCAGGCGUCGGCACGAUGUUGUGGAUGGCACCUGAGGUGAUGAUGGCCGAUCAUUACGAUGAGAAAGCGGAUAUUUUCUCGUUUGGUGUGAUGUUGUCGGAGUUGGAUCUUCACUUGUUACCAUAUUCGCACGCAAGAAUCGAUCCGAACACUGGGAGGAAGGUACCAGACGCGGUGAUUCUGCAAAAGGUGGCGACUGGUGCCUUGCAAGUGUCGUUUUCAUCCAGCUGUCUGGCUUCAGUGGUGGAGUUAGCGAAAGAGUGCAUUGCGUUGGACCCGUCACGUCGUCCAUCAGCUCCGAUGGUAGUUUUCCGUCUGCAAACUAUCAUGAAGGAAUCUUUCGGUGAAUGAAAUCGUGUAUAAGACAUCAACUUUGUCGUUUUCGUUUAUUUACGAGCUGGUACGGUAAACUAGAUCGCCUUCAACUUAGCUGGGAAUACACUUCUUUAUACGUAACGAAAGAUACAUACAUGAAAUAGAUAUCAGAGAUUUAGUCACG